CGCGGCUUCGGUGUGGUUGAAAUCAAAUCAAAAUGGGUUGUGCAGUGAGUAGAGAUAAGGAAGCCAUCGAGCGGUCGAAAAAUAUUGACCGUGCGCUACGUGCCGAUGGUGAAAGGGCGGCCAGCGAGGUGAAGCUGUUGCUUUUAGGAGCGGGCGAGUCGGGCAAAUCUACGAUCGUAAAACAGAUGAAAAUCAUACACGAAACUGGCUACUCGCUGGAGGAAUGCGAACAAUAUCGGCCGGUCGUGUACAGCAACACCAUACAGAGCCUGAUGGCGAUCAUUCGGGCGAUGGGGCAGCUGCGGAUCGAUUUUGCCGACCCGAGCAAAACGGAUAUCGCGCGCCAAUUCUUCACGUACGCAUCGGCAACGGAAGCGGAAGGCGAGCUGACACCGGAGCUGGUCGCGCUGAUGAAGAAACUGUGGACCGACCCGGGCGUGCAGCAGUGCUUCGGGCGUUCCCGCGAAUAUCAGCUAAACGAUUCGGCCGCAUACUAUCUGAAUUCGCUCGAUCGUAUCUCGCAGCAGAACUACAUCCCGACGCAGCAGGAUGUACUGCGAACGCGCGUCAAAACGACCGGCAUCGUGGAGACACACUUUAGCUUUAAGUCCAUACAUUUCAAAAUGUUCGAUGUCGGUGGCCAGCGAUCGGAGCGAAAGAAGUGGAUACAUUGCUUCGAAGGUGUUACGGCCAUUAUAUUCUGUGUGGCAUUAUCGGGAUACGAUUUGGUGCUUGCAGAGGACGAAGAAAUGAACCGUAUGAUCGAAUCGAUGAAGCUGUUCGAUUCGAUAUGCAAUUCCAAGUGGUUCGUCGAAACGUCCAUCAUACUGUUCCUCAACAAGAAGGAUCUGUUCGAAGAGAAGAUCGUACGAUCGCCGUUGACAAUCUGUUUUCCAGAGUACACCGGUUCCAACACGUACGAGGAAGCAUCCAGCUACAUCCGGAUGAAGUUCGAAAAUUUAAACAGACGAAAAGAUCAGAAGGAAAUCUACACCCACCUAACGUGCGCCACCGACACCAGCAACAUUCAGUUCGUGUUCGAUGCCGUCUCGGAUGUGAUCAUCAAGAAUAAUCUUAAGGACUGUGGGCUGUUUUAA
Messenger RNA from Anopheles marshallii, 1097 nucleotides. RefSeq names its product G protein alpha i subunit (gene Galphai). The record is from RefSeq and is a predicted model, not a curated record. Gene Ontology annotation, cellular component: heterotrimeric G-protein complex. Bases 33 to 1097 code for a protein of 354 amino acids. The transcript is spliced from 5 exons. Gene Ontology annotation, molecular function: G-protein beta/gamma-subunit complex binding; G protein-coupled receptor binding; GTPase activity. Gene Ontology annotation, biological process: adenylate cyclase-modulating G protein-coupled receptor signaling pathway. Lineage: Eukaryota; Metazoa; Arthropoda; Insecta; Diptera; Culicidae.